Molecule: messenger RNA, 2576 nt
Organism: Cuscuta campestris
Lineage: Eukaryota; Viridiplantae; Streptophyta; Magnoliopsida; Solanales; Convolvulaceae
Source: the annotation of a GenBank genome assembly
CAACAACCCCGCCCCACUCUCCUUCUUCUUCCUUCUUCUUCUCCCCCCUUUCCUAUUUAUCCUCUCACGCGUUUCUUUUCUUGAUUUACCAGUAUCUAUUCCGGUUCUUAUGCGUGUACGUGUUCAAUUCAUGCCUUCAAAACCCUCGAUUUGAUUUUGCUGAUUAAGAUUUUCUGCUGAUUUUCGGAGCUGAUUUUUGGGUUUUUCCGUUGAUCGGAAUGGCGUCGGCGGCUAUGUUCUCUUCCUUGAGGCGGCGGAGGUUGCCGUCUCUGGAGGCGUUUAUAGCUCCCAUGGAUCUGGCGGACUGGGCCUUGGUGGAGACGCUGGCGGCGGUUGCGAAGGAGCUGGUUGUUUCCUUUUCCGGCAAGCCGCCGGCUCACCAGCGGAAGAAUUCCAAAUUCCUCCUCCGGAAGAUACAGGUCCUCUCCGUAGCCAUGGAAUGCCUAGUGGAAAACAGAGGUUCUUCCGGAUUUCCUUCCGCUGCUUUUUUGUGCUUUAAAGAGUUGUACCUUCUGCUUUACCGCUCAAAAAUCCUGCUUGAUUAUUGUGUCCAUUCGAGUAGACUGUGGCUCUUGCUGCAGAACCACUCCAUUUCUGGCCAUUUUCACGAUCUGAACCAGGAAAUCUCGACCCUUUUGGAUGUUUUGCCCAUAAACUGUUUGAAUUUAUCUGAUGAUGUUCAAGAACAAUUACUGUUGUUGCGAAAACAAUCCAAAAAAUCUCAACUUUUCAUCGAUAAGCACGAUGAGCUCUUGAGGUUGAAGCUGUACGCUUUCUUGAACGAGUUCGAGAACGGGAGAGUCCCCGAUUCUCGUGAUUUGCACCUGUUCUUUGUGGAGAAGUUGCACAUUCGCGACGCAAGGAGUUGCAGGUUGGAAAUUGAGUUCUUGGAGGAACAGGUUAUGAACCAUGAAGGAGAUAGUGAUCCCACUGCCUCUGUACUUAAUGGGUUUGUGGCAAUUACCCGAUACUCCCGGUUCUUGUUGUUUGGUUUUGACGAUGAUGACUUUGAAUUCGGGCAUGCUAAGAAUCUGUCCACCAUUAAAACACAGGAAGCUUGUGUUCCAGUUCCAAAGGAUUUCUGCUGUCCGAUUUCUUUGGACUUGAUGUACGAUCCGGUCAUUGUAUCCACCGGGCAAACGUACGAUCGCCCUUCAAUACUGAGGUGGAUGGAGGAGGGACACUGUAACUGCCCGAAAACAGGACAAAUCCUUGCACACACCAGGCUUGUGCCCAAUAGGGCUCUCAAGAAUUUGAUCAUUCAGUGGUGUGCUGCCCAUAACAUGCCGCUCUGCGACCUGCCCGAGACCGGGGAGUCCUCGUGUGGGGAUUCUUUUGGGGCAGUGUCCCUGGGGAAGGCGACGUUCGAGGCUAAUAAAGCCACGGCGUCCCAUCUGAUAAAACAGCUUGAAGAUGGCACCCAGAAGGCUAAGGCCAUAGCUGCUCAGGAGAUCAGAUUGUUGGCCAAAACAGGGAAGGAGAACCGUGCUUACAUUGCCGAAGCCGGAGCCAUCUUUCACCUUAAAAACCUGCUACCUUCUCCCAAUGCCGCUGCCCAAGAAAACUCCGUGACCGCAAUUCUUAACCUGUCCAUCUAUGAUAAGAACAAAGGGCGAAUAAUGGACGAGAGAGGGUGCUUGGAGUUAAUAGUUGGGGUUCUGAGGACCGGGCACACGCCCGAAGCCAGGGAAAAUGCCGCUGCCACUCUAUUCAGUCUCUCAGCGGUUCACGACUACAAGAAGAGAAUCGCGGUAGAGGAAGGCGCUGUUGAGGCAUUGGUUGGUCUUUUGAGGGAUGGGUCACAAAGGGGCAAGAAGGACGCGGUUACGGCAUUGUUUAACCUCUCCACGCACGCCGAGACUUGCAAUAGGAUGAUAGAGUCCGGCGCGGUUAGCGCGUUGGUCGGGGCUUUGGGGACGGAAGCCGUGGCGGAAGAGGCGGUGGGCGCGUUGGCGCUGAUCGUCCGGCAGCCGGUCGGGGCGGCGGCGGUGGGGAGGGAGGAGAACGCGGUGGCGUUCUUGACGGGGCUGAUGAGGUGUGGGACCCCAAAGGCGAAGGAGAACGCGGUGGCGGUGUUGCUCGAGCUGUGCCGGGGCGGCGGCGAGGCGGCGGCGGAGAGGGUUCUGAGGGCGCCGGCGCUGGCCGGGCUGCUUCAGUCUCUGCUCUUCACGGGGACGAAACGGGCGAGGAGAAAAGCGGCGUCGCUUGCCCGGGUCUUCCAACGCGGUUCGGGGGCGGUGCAUUACGGCGGGUUAGGGGUGGGGUAUGCAUUGGCGGGGAACUCGGCCAUGGGAAGGGACGCAAGUUUUGCCGGAGAUGUUUCUGUGACUGUGUCCAUUUCUGUGCCGGUAUUAUAAUCUUAGAGCACCUAUAUGUUGUUCUUCAACCAUUGAUACAUUAUUUUUUUUUUGUAAUAUUCAAAAACAAAUAACAAAUAUAAUUCUUAAUGGAUAUAGAUCUCGGGGUUUUCCUAAUUCUAGGUUUAGGAAUUCAUCACAAGAUACACAAACAUUAUUGCUCAUGAAGUUUACACAUGAGGGUUAUGAUGUAACACACAAUAAAGCCCUGAUUUGUUU